Molecule: messenger RNA, 1330 nt
Organism: Seriola aureovittata
Lineage: Eukaryota; Metazoa; Chordata; Actinopteri; Carangiformes; Carangidae
Product: reticulocyte-binding protein homolog 2a-like
Exons: 2
Coding region: 243-1175 (310 amino acids)
Source: RefSeq, a predicted model, not a curated record
CUCUCCAUUUCCAUCCAGCACCCUGAACUGAGCACCGUCUCUGCCUUCAACACAAACCUUUUGUAAACCAUUUGUAAAACUUAUCUAUUGUAUAUCUUUGUCUCAAUAUCUCUGUCUCCUCAUUAUAACGUGAACAAUUACAUCAGACACGUCUUCAGCUCUACAGCACAGUUUCAAGUCCAACUUCUUCUGUGAAACACAAACUGCUCUUUGUCACUUUCAAGGCUCUUCUCUGAGCUGAGAUGAACCGACAAAGAAAACAGCAGUUUGGUGCUGCCCUGUACAGCCCAGCUCAGUACUGGCCACCUGCAGUGCAGCUGCACAUUGAGCAGCAAAAUGCAAUAGUACAAGGCCUCAGAGACGCCCUGCUCUCUGCAAUCAAUGAGAUCAAGUCUCUAAAGGAGGAGAACACAUCUCUGAAGGACAAAAUGGACCUGCAGCAAAAUGAAUGGAGGCAGGUGGAGAGCCAGCUUCAAGAGGAGCUUCGUCAGAAAGACGAGCUCCUCAAAAGAACCAUCAAGAAAAGGCAGGCUCGCACAAAGGCCCACGCUGACGUCCUGGCCCUGCUCAGUCAGAAAGAGGCUGAGAUGGACAGCAGAAAGGAGGAGUGGAAGGCCAGGUGUGGAGCACUGGAGGUGAGCCUGCAGGAGCGGGUUCAGAGAGAGGAGGACUGGAGCAGGAAAGUGGAGGAGGCAGAGCUGGAGGAGAAACUGGCUCAGAAGGAACAGGAGGAGAGAAACAUUAAAAAUGAGGAGGAGGACAAGAAUCAAAAGGACAAAAUGAUCCUGCAGCAAAGUGAAUGGAGGCAGGUGAAGAGCCAGCACCAAGAGGAGCUCAGUCAGAAAGACAAGCUACUCAAAAGGAGCAUCAAGAAAAGGCAGGCUCGCACAAAGGCCCACAUUGACGUCCUGGCCUUGCUCGCCCACAAAGAGGCUGAGCUGGAGAGCAGAGAGGAGGAGUGGAAGGCCAGGUGUGGAGCACUGGAGAUGAGCCUGCAGGAGCUGGUUCAGAGAGAGGAGGACUGGAGCAGGAAAGUGGAGGAGGCAGAGCUGGUGGAGAAACUGGCUCGGAAGGAAUGGGAGGAGAAAAUUAUUAAGAACAAGGAUGAGGAGAAUAAGAGUCAGAAGGAACAUGGGGAGAGAAACGUUCAAAAGGAAGCAAAGAACAAGAACUGAUGAUGAACUAAUGACUGAGAGAAAAGAGAAUAAGCAAAAGAAGAAGAGGGGGGAGAAAGAGAAGAACAGGGGUAAGCUACAGCGCAACAUCCCUCUUCCUGAUCACCCCACCCGGUUUCCCCUUUCUCCCUUCUUACCCACUCCCCACUUCCCCA